Molecule: messenger RNA, 513 nt
Organism: Magnusiomyces paraingens
Lineage: Eukaryota; Fungi; Ascomycota; Dipodascomycetes; Dipodascales; Dipodascaceae
Exons: 3
Coding region: 1-513 (170 amino acids)
Source: RefSeq, a predicted model, not a curated record
AUGUUGUUGUCUGUACUGAGUGCUGAUGUCGGUGCUCGGGUAUUUGUUGCUGUAUAUUGGUAUUGUAGUAAAAGUAAGUGCUGGAGUGUCAAAGUUAUUGAAAAUGAAGAUGAAGUUGAAGUUGAAGUUGAAGUUAAUGAGUAUGAGUAUGAGUAUGAGUAUGAGUAUGAGUAUGAGUAUGAGUAUGAGUAUGAGUAUGAGUAUGAGUAUGAGUAUGAGUAUGAGUAUGAGUAUGAGUAUGAGUAUGAGUAUGAGUAUGAGUAUGAGUAUGAGUAUGAGUAUGAGUAUGAGUAUGAGUAUGAGUAUGAGUAUGAGUAUGAGUAUGAGUAUGAGUAUGAGUAUGAGUAUGAGUAUGAGUAUGAGUAUGAGUAUGAGUAUGAGUAUGAGUAUGAGUAUGAGUAUGAGUAUGAGUAUGAGUAUGAGUAUGAGUAUGAGUAUGAGUAUGAGUAUGAGUAUGAGUAUGAGUAUGAGUAUGAGUAUGAGUAUGAGUAUGAGUAUGAUUAUAAGUAUUAA